AUGUCAUACUCCGGAACGACAGGUUCAACACCUCAACGAUAUCCAGGUUCAGCUAUUAAUGAAAAUUCUCAACUAUUGACUAGCAGAUCGAAACACAGUACCUAUUCAAAUAUCAAUCGUAUAAACAACGAAAGUGUUAACCCCAUAGAAAAGAAUGAUAACGACAAAGCCCAAAAGAAAUCUGGAAGCAAGCUAGGCACAUUCGACGGUGUGUUUCUUCCUGUCACAUUGAAUGUUUUAUCCAUUUUGAUGUUCUUGAGAUUUGGAUUCAUCAUUGGACAAAUGGGUAUACUAGGAACAAUUUUUUUGUUGAUAUUAUCUUAUUCCAUUGAUGCUUUAACAACACUAUCUGUUAGCGCAAUUUCCACCAAUGGUACUGUGAAGGGCGGUGGGGCAUACUACAUGAUAUCCAGAUCAUUGGGUCCAGAGUUUGGUGGUGCCAUUGGGAUAAUCUUUGUCAUUGGACAAAUUCUCAAUUCAUCAUUGAAUGUAGUGGGGUUUAUAGAACCAUUGUUGGUUAAUUUUGGUAUUGGGGGUGAUAUGGCCGAUAUUUUACCUACAGGUUAUUUUUGGCUGGUGUUGUAUUCGACAAUUUUAUUGGCAAUAUGUACUGGAGUGGCUAUGGUUGGGUCACUGCUUGUUUCUAAAACAGCACUACUUUUAUUUAUUAUAUUGACAAUUAGCACUUUAUCUAUUCCAUUAUCGACUAUUUUUGUCAAGUCCUUUUACCCCUUACCACCACCCUAUAGCGACAUAUUAUACACUGGAUUGUCGUGGGAAACGUUUUUCGAAAAUUUGUAUCCUAAUUUCACAAGUGGUGCUGCUGGUUCAGUAUUGCCUCCAGGCGAAAAAGAAAACUUCACUGACUUGUUUGGAAUCUUCUUCCCUGCAACUGCUGGUAUUUUUGCAGGAGCUUCGAUGCUGGGUGAACUAAAGUCCCCAUCAAAGUCUAUCCCUCAGGGAACAAUAAAGGGGUUAUUUCUUACAUUUGUUUUGUAUAUAUCAGUUAUUGUUUCAAUGGGUGCAGCCAUACCCCGAGAGUUAUUGCAUGUUGAUAUCAAGGUCAUACAAACCGUCAAUAUCUCGAGCAUUGUUAUCAUAAUGGGAGAGUUUUCCACAUCUUUGUUUUCCGUGAUCAUGGGUAUUGUUGGUGCCUCUGCAAUGAUCACUGCUAUUGCUGAUGAUAAAAUUAUCCCUGGGUUAUCUAUUUUUACCACAUUAAAAAAACCAUCAAAAGAAAAGAAAAAAGCACAAAUUUAUAGUAUCAUUGCCACUUGGUUUAUUGCACAAAUAUUUUUAUUUGCUGAUAUCAAUCAGAUCGCCACGUUUAUAACAAUGGCAUUUUUAAUGACAUUCAUAGUUACUAACAUUGCCUGUUUUUUAUUAAAAGUUGGUUCAGCUCCUAAUUUCAGACCUUCAUUCAAGUAUUUCAGUAGUAAAACUGCUUUUGCUGGUGCUGCAGUAUGUCUUGUAGCAAUGUUUAUUGUUGAUGGUAUUUCUGCGACAUUGGUGAUAUUUUGCAUGACUUUCUUAAUCUUGUUGAUUCAUUAUCUGUCGCCACCUUCCAAAUUUGGUGACAUUUCUCAAUUAUUAAUUUACCACCAAGUUAGGAAAUACUUGUUAAGAUUAAAAUUGGAAAUGAGUGUAAAGUACUGGCGUCCACAAAUAUUACUACUUUGUGACAAUCCACGUACAUCAUGGAACUUGAUUGGAUUCUGUAACCACUUGAAAAAAGGAGGAUUGUACAUUCUUGGUCAUGUGGUGUUAAUGAACGAUGACACAAAUCCAUCAUGUAAUUCAGACAAAAAUUACCGAACAUUUUCAACAGGUACCUAUCAGGAAGUGAGAAAGCAAAAGCAAGCUUGGAUAAAAUUAAGAGAUAUGUCGAAAAUCAAAGCAUUUGUGCAGAUUGCUUUGGGGCCCACUUUGCCGUGGGGGGUACGAAAUGUCUAUCUUGGAUCAGGUUUAGGCGGUAUGAGACCAAAUAUUACCGUUUUGGGAUUUUAUGAUUUCAAAAAGCAUGGACUUGCAUUACCAAUAUUACCAAGUUAUGAUAGCAACAAGAAAUUUGUGGGACAAUUGCCCACUGAUACAUUAAGAAAGGAAAGGAAAGUUUCAAUCAAUCAAUGGGUUCAAAUUGUCGAAGAUUUAAUUGUAUUGCAAGCGACUGUUGCCGUUGCAGCAAAUUUUACCCAAAUGGUUCUUCCCAAAACAGAAACGGGAAAAGGGCUUUUCAAAUUCAAGAAACCAUUUAAAAAUGAGAAACCAGCAGAGAAAUAUAUCGAUUUAUACCCAAUUCAAAUGUCUUCCGUGGCACAGCUUGACAAUGGUCAAUCGAUAUUGUCAACUAACUUUGACACUUAUACUUUGAUUUUACAAUUGGGGUAUAUUUUAUCAACUGUUGAUGAAUGGGAAAUCAAUAAUUAUAAAGUCCGUGUUAUUGUAUUUGUUGAGUUUUCGAAUGAAGUGGCGGACGAAAAGGAAAGAUUAGCCGGCUUGUUAUCAAGUUUGAGAAUUGAUGCAGAAAUUAGGGUCAUUUGUUUGGAAGAAGCAAAUUUGGAUUCCUAUAAUUAUAUGAUCAAAGGGUACACAAAAUCACAACUGAACAAGACUCAAUAUGAUAAAGUUGACAGGAUUUUGGCAUGUGAUCAAUGGUGGAAAAACUUGUCCAAAGCGAGAGAGACACUACGUGAUAUUGACAAAAGGAAAACUUUGGGAAAGCAAAAACUGAGAAUUAUACCAACAAGAACAGACUCAAAAUCAUCACUUUUUCCAGAAACUUUUCAACCAUUGAAUUUGACUUCAGGAAGUCCACAAGAUGUUCAAGUUCAAGGCUUGAAGAGUAACAGAAGAUAUACACUUUCCAAUUUGCAAGAACAAGGGAUGUCGCUAUCAUUCAAUUUGAGAGCUGCCAACCUGACAACUGGAAAAGAUUUACUAUAUGCCGAUUCAAUAGUUGAUAGUAGUGAUAGUGAAUCAGAAGACUCGUCUUCAUUUGCAACUUCAAACACUACUGCCAACCUUGGCUACCUGUUUUCUAGAGACAACAGUUAUGUCAAUCUUGCUUCCUCACAAGCCACUUUAGAGAGUGGACAAAGGGAUGACCCCUCUAAACCCAAAAACGCAUUAAUAGAGCACAAUUUGUAUUCCAGAACCCAUACGCCAGAGUUAUUAUCUAGUAGAUCUUCUGUGAUCAAUUUGAGACCAAAUUUCCUGUCAGUUAAAAUCCCAACAGCAAAAGUUAAUGAUGACGCUGAGGAUGGUGAUGACCAAGAAGACGAUGAAGAGGAGGGUGACGUGAAAGAUAACGAAGAGGAUGAAACAAAUAAAGAAACUGCUGAAAAAGGAAGUAUCUUAAUCAAAGAUAAACAAUCAAAGGCAAAAGACAGGGCUAAACAAUCGAUCCAAUUUGUUGAAGAUGAACCUUCGAAAAAUUCACUGGCUAAUACUGAAUCAACUGAAGUUACCCAGCAAACCAGCAAAACCAAAGCCAAAAACCUUAUUGUCAACGAUGAUGAAAUUAUCCAUCACAUGGAGACACCACAAUUUUUAGCUGCUGAAGACGAUGAUGAAACAGAUUUCCCGCCAAUGUCCUUAAGGGACAGCAAAUUUCCUUCAUGUGGUCCAUCAAGUGCAAGAUCCGAAGUAUAUAAACAGAAACCAAAUGUGUCAACAAAUCAAAACACUAACUCUGAAAGAACCAUAACUAGAAAACAGUUACAAGAAGAAUUAAAAAACUUAACCUUCAAUGAUAUUCCUGCAAAGGGACAACAUUUGGUGUUGAAUGAAUUAAUGAGUAAAAAUUCACCAUCUGAUAAAACACACAUUAUUUUUAGUACAUUACCUGCGCCAUCGAACGGCACUCAUUUAAACGAUACUGAUUCAUUUGAUUACACUAACAAUUUGGCUAUUUGGUUAGACGAUUUGCCACCAAUUUUGUUGGUCAAUUCUCAAACUGUAACAGUUACAACUGCAUUAUAA
Messenger RNA from Candida dubliniensis CD36, 3981 nucleotides. RefSeq lists its product as uncharacterized. Gene Ontology annotation, molecular function: potassium:chloride symporter activity. The transcript has a single exon. Bases 1 to 3981 code for a protein of 1326 amino acids. Gene Ontology annotation, biological process: chloride ion homeostasis; potassium ion import across plasma membrane; potassium ion homeostasis. Lineage: Eukaryota; Fungi; Ascomycota; Pichiomycetes; Serinales; Debaryomycetaceae. The record is from RefSeq and is a predicted model, not a curated record. Gene Ontology annotation, cellular component: membrane.